AUGUCCACACGAAGGCUAACUGUGAAUAACGGCCAGCAACAGGCCGACAAGCGACUGGGUCACCGCAGAUGUACUUCUACCUCCCCACCCAGCCGUCUCUCUGAAGACCGGAUACCAACUAACAAUGAACCGACGAAAGACAUGUCAUUCGAUCUAGGCAUCGUCCCCGAAGAACCCCACAAUCCCAUCGCGCAGGCCGAGAACGCGCUGCGCCAGACCAUCACAUCCCUCUUCAACGAAACCGUCGCGUCCCAGGAUGAAUUUCUGAAGCGCGACUCCCUCACCGGCUCUGAGCACGCAGACGAGCUGCACAAGCAUCUGGACGAGCUCCGCGACGUGCGAAAAGUGUUGCAGUUGUACUAUGAACACUGGGAGCGCAUUGCAGAAUCCUGUGCCCAGCGCCGGAAGAGCGGCCAAGAAGAGACUAAGGAGGAUGUGGAAGAGGGUGAGAGGGUGCUGAAUGAGCUGUAUCGCGCUUUUGAGCGGCACCAAAAGACGCUGCGAAGGGCUUGGAAGGCGGAUGUGGAGAUUAGGGGCGUGGGGCUGGAGCAUGUGAGGAAGGCGUUGGAGGAGCUGCGGGUGGAUUUUGCACGGCUGAAACUGGAAGAGUUGGAGCUAGGGUUGAGGGAUGUGGAGAAGAGAAGGCGGGAGCUGGAGGUGAGGGGGGGGGAACUCGACGAGUGGAUGAAGCUAGGGUAG
Coniosporium apollinis CBS 100218 is the source of this 699-nucleotide messenger RNA. RefSeq lists its product as uncharacterized. The transcript has a single exon. The coding region runs from base 1 to 699 and encodes 232 amino acids. The record is from RefSeq and is a predicted model, not a curated record. NCBI's taxonomy places the organism in Eukaryota, Fungi, Ascomycota, Dothideomycetes.